AUGUUGUUGGGCUUUCUGCUGGAGAAGUAUGUAACCGAAGAGUCCAUUUCCAAGGCAGAAAUGAUAAAGAUCAUCAACAAAAGGUUCAAGGAGCAAUUCCCUGAGAUCCUGAGGAGAGCCUCUGAAUACAUUGAGGUGGUCUCUGGCCUUGAAGUAAAGGAAGUCGACUCCAAGGGUCAAUACUAUGCCAUUGCCAGCAAAUGGGAAAUUAGCAAGGAAGAGAAUCUGUAUGAUGGUGGUGGGUAUCCCAAGAAUGACCUCUUGUUGCCACUCCUGGGCUUGAUGUUCAUGAAAGUCAAGGGGGCCACUGAGGAGAAGAUCUGGGGAUUCCUCAAUGCUUUGGGUGUCUAUGAUGGGGAGAGGAACGUAAUCUUUGGGGAUCCCAGGAAGCUUGUCACCAAAGAUUUGGUGCAGGAAAAGUACGUGGAGUACCAGCAGGUGCCCAACAGUGAUCCUCCAUGCUGUGAAUUCCUUUUGGGUCCCAGAGCCCAUGCUGAAGCCAACAAAACAAAAGUCCUGGAAUUUUUGGCCAAGCUUGAGUGGAUUGUUGGGGUCCUUGGAGAUGCUCCAUUCCUGGUCCAGGACGGGAUCGGCUUUGCGGGUGUGGGUAUGAUGAAUCCAGGAGGCUAUUCCGUCGACUUUGAGGGUGGUGGGCGUAGUCAGGAUCACGAUGGCUUGAAGGGAAUAAAUGAGUUCAUGAUUAUCAAUUUCAAGUAA
Molecule: messenger RNA, 717 nt
Organism: Orycteropus afer afer
Lineage: Eukaryota; Metazoa; Chordata; Mammalia; Tubulidentata; Orycteropodidae
Source: RefSeq, a predicted model, not a curated record